AUGGCAGAAGCCAGAAUUUCAGUGGAUCAAAGUGAGUUCAUGUGUCCAGUGUGUCUGGAUCUUUUUAAGGAUCCAGUGACCACUUCCUGUGGACACAGUUACUGUAAGAGCUGUAUUACAGGCUGCUGGGAUCAGGAGGAUCAGAAGAGAGUCUACAGCUGCCCUCAGUGCAGACAGACCUUCAGUCCAAGACCUGCUUUAGCUAAAAACACCAUUCUGGCUGAAGUGGUGGAGAAACUGAAGAAGACCAAACUUCCUGCUGACUGUUACGCUGGAGCUGGAGAUGUGCAGUGUGACGUCUGUACUGGAAGAAAAUACAAAGCUAUCAAGUCCUGUCUGGUGUGUCUGAACUCUUACUGUCAGAAUCAUCUCGAGCAACAUGACAGUUUCUUUAAAGGAAAGGGUCACAAUUUGACUGAAGCCACUGGACGACUGCAGGAGAUGAUCUGCCAGAAACAUGACAAGCUUCUUGAGGUUUUCUGUCGCACUGAUCAGAAGUGUAUAUGUGUGCUGUGUACGAUGGAUGAACAUAAAAACCACAACACUGUAUCAGCUGCAGCACAGAGGACAGAGAAACAGAAGCAGCUGAAGGAGAUGCAGAAGCAGUUUCAGCAGAGAAUCCAGCAGAGAGAGAAAGAUCUUUGGCAGCUGAGAAAGGCUGUGCAGUCUCAUAAGCGCUCUGCACAGACAGCAGUGGAAGACAGUGAGAGGAUCUUCACUGAGAUCAUCUGCUCCAUUGAAAGACGCCGCACUGAGGUCACACAGAUGAUCAGAGAUCAGGAAAAGACUGCAGUGAGACGAGCUGAAGGACAACUGGAGCGACUGGAGCAGGAGCUCAAUGAUCUGAGGAGGAGAGACGCUGAGCUGGAGCAUCUUUCACACACACAGGAUCACAUCCUGUUCCUGCAGAGUUUCCAGUCUCUCUCAGUGCCUCCUGAAUCUACAGACAUAAUUGACAAUCCUUUCAAUUCUGUCUUCUCUUUUGAUGGCAUGAGAGAAUCUCUCUGUCAGCUGAAAGAAAAAAUGGAGGAUUUCUGCAAAGAAGAGUUUAAAAAGAUCUCUGACAAAGUCACUUUCACCAGCAUUAUUCCCAGGACAAGGAAUGACUUCCUACAAUAUUCCUAUCACCUCACUCUGGAUCCAAACACAGUGAAUAAACAUCUCCGUCUGUCUAAGAAAAACAGAGUGAUUACUGGUGCUCGCAAUGUCCUGCUAAAUCCUGAUCAUCCAGACAGAUUUGAUAGAUAUAUUCAGCAGGUGUUGUGUAGAGAGAGUGUGUGUGGACGCUGUUACUGGGAGAUUGAGUGGAGUGGGAUAUUUGGUGUAGAUAUUUCAGUGUCAUAUAAAAGCAUCAGCAGGAAGGGAGGCAAAGAGUGUUUGUUUGGACAUAAUGAUCAGUCCUGGAGUUUGUCCUGCUCUUCCUCAAGAUACUCAUUCUGGCACAAUAACAUAGUUACUGAUCUGUCAGUAGUGUCCAGUUGUAGAAUAGGAGUGUUUGUGGAUCACAGUGCAGGAACUCUGUCCUUCUACAGCGUCUCUGACACAAUGAGCCUAAUCCACACAGUUCAGACCACAUUCACUCAGACGCUCUAUCCUGGGUUUGGUGUUGGUAAUAAAUCAUCAGUAAAACUAUUGUUGGUUAGAUCUGUCAGCAGUCUUCUUGGUUUAAAAGACAAAAAUCACCGGACUUGUUUGUCUGUGUCCGACUGAGAAAA
Sinocyclocheilus grahami is the source of this 1715-nucleotide messenger RNA. Its product is annotated as tripartite motif-containing protein 16-like. Gene Ontology annotation, molecular function: protein binding; zinc ion binding. The coding region runs from base 1 to 1710 and encodes 569 amino acids. The record is from RefSeq and is a predicted model, not a curated record. NCBI's taxonomy places the organism in Eukaryota, Metazoa, Chordata, Actinopteri, Cypriniformes, Cyprinidae. The transcript is spliced from 7 exons.